Papaver somniferum (opium poppy) is the source of this 2156-nucleotide messenger RNA. Its product is annotated as E3 ubiquitin-protein ligase WAV3-like. The record is from RefSeq and is a predicted model, not a curated record. The coding region runs from base 87 to 1928 and encodes 613 amino acids. The transcript is spliced from 3 exons. Gene Ontology annotation, molecular function: metal ion binding. Lineage: Eukaryota; Viridiplantae; Streptophyta; Magnoliopsida; Ranunculales; Papaveraceae.
UUGCGGUUCAAGGAAUAGAAUUGUGGGACACUGGCAUACAUAUUUGGUGUUGGCUUCUUUUCCUUGGCUUUCUAGACUUCAUAAUCAUGAGGAUUUGUACUUUAUGUGAUGGUGCCCUGAAAGCAGGAUCUGGUAGUGUAACUAGAGCUAUCUUCUCUGCAGAAUGCUCACAUUCCUUUCAUUUCACUUGCAUCACUUCAUAUGUGAAGCAUGGAAACCAUGUUUGCCCCAUUUGUGAUGUUGAAUGGAAGGAUAUCCCUUCACAUGCACCUAUUGCCAAACCAACCAAUGGAACGACAAGAGUCGUCCCCAUUCUUACCUGGCCAUCACAUAUUAAAGCGACAUCAGGCACAUUACCCUGUAUUCCUUCUCAAACAAAUUCUAAUCGGAGCAUUACAUCAAAUUCCCAAUCUUCUGAGCCAUUUCACUUCAAUGAUGAUGAUCCCUUGGAUUUCCAAUUUAAGUUUCCCUCUAAUGAUAAAUCAAUCAUUAGGUCCAUAGAUAUCAAAACAUCCACUGAAUUGUCAGCUGUUCGGAGAUCAAUAUCGCAAAAAAACUUCCAUGUACUUAUUAAUCUCAAAGCUCAUGUCACAGAUAUGAAUCAAGUUAAUAGUGAUAUACCAUCUCCAACUCGUCGUGCUCCAGUUGAUCUUGUUACCGUUCUUGAUGUAAGUGGUAGCAUGACAGGCACAAAGAUUCUGCUGUUGAAGCGAGCCAUGGGGUUUGUCAUAGAGAACCUUGGCCCUUUUGACAGAUUAUCCGUUAUUACCUUCUCAUCUAAUGCCCGCCGCCUCUUCCCGCUUCUCCUAAUGGAUGAUUCUGGAAAACAACAUGCACUACAAGCUGUGAAUUGUUUGUUUGCUGGUGGUGAGACAAACAUUUCAGAAGGUCUAAAAAAGGGGGCACAAGUAAUGGAAGACCGGAGACACAAAAAUCCUGUUUGUAGCAUCAUGCUGUUAUCUGACGGGCAGGAAACAGUUAAGAAUAGAAUCCACCUUCAAGAAAAGUUAAGGUUGAAAAUUCCAGUUCAUACAUUUGGAUUUGGUGAGGACCAUGAUCCCAUCACGUUGCACUCAAUUGCCGAGGGUUCCAAGGGCACAUUUUCCUUUAUUGAAAACGAGGGACUGAUACAAGAUGCAUUUGCUCAAUGCAUCGGUGGCCUCCUUGGUGUAGUUGCACAAGACUUGCAAGUACAUAUACAAUCUCUUCAACUCGAUCUUUGUCUUAGCCAACUAAAAGCAGGGAGUUAUUCCUCCAACAUAUCAUGCGAUAAUCAAAUAGGAUUUGUAGACAUUGGGGAGUUGUAUGCAGAUGAAGAGAGGGAUGUACUUGUGCUGGUUAACAUUCCAUCUGUAGAAGACAAGGAUUCCGGCAAUCAGAUGAAGCUGGUUAGUGUUAGGUGUACAUACAGAGACCCUUUCACGAAAGAAUCCAUGGCUACAGAUGCUAUAGAAGUGAAAAUAUAUAGACCCAGAAGUCUUAUUGAAGAUUUGGUUGUUUCUGUAGAGGUUGAUAGGCAGAAAAAUCGGUUCCGAGCUGCUGAGGCAAUGCGUUUUGCACGGGCUGCUGCAGAUAAAGGUGAUCUGCCUAAUGCACGAGCAAUAAUUGAUCGUUGUAGGAUGUGGAUAUCAGAGAGUGCUUCUAUGCGUGCCGGUGACAAGUUGUGUGUUGCAUUGGAUGCCGAGCUUCAAGAGGUAUGGUCAAGAAUGGGGAGCAAGAAAAUUUACGAGUCAACGGGAAGGGGAUAUAUACUUUCGGGAAUGAGUGCACAUUCAAUGCAAAAGGCUACUGCUCGAGGAGAUUCUACUGAGACGUCUAGCCCUGUUCAUGCUUAUCAGACGCCUCCCAUGUUUGAAAUGCUAAAACUAUCUCGGAUGUCUCUCCCAAAUUUCCUUCGGCCCAAAAAAACGCAGCCUAAAUAUAUUUAGUGCUUGCUUUUCUCUUCCUUCCCUGGGAUUGGGUCGAUAGUAUGGGGUUCAACAGACCUGCUUGUGUGGGGAUGCGAGCUUUGAGUUUAUGUAGUUCAAGCUCAUGUAUUCGUGGAUCGAUGAAUAUAAUUUGUUUGAGUCUGCAUGCUCGUACUAUCAUGAUACCCUAUUAUGUAGUACAGUAACUUAUAAAAUACUACCUCAAAAAGAGGUAUUUUUAUUUUUUCA